Apus apus (common swift) is the source of this 1922-nucleotide messenger RNA. It is a transcript of the gene INKA2, whose product is annotated as inka box actin regulator 2. Gene Ontology annotation, molecular function: protein kinase binding; protein serine/threonine kinase inhibitor activity. The record is from RefSeq and is a predicted model, not a curated record. The coding region runs from base 16 to 1023 and encodes 335 amino acids. Gene Ontology annotation, cellular component: nucleus. The transcript has 2 exons. Lineage: Eukaryota; Metazoa; Chordata; Aves; Apodiformes; Apodidae.
GGCCGCGGCGGGGCCAUGGAGCAGCACCUGCGGCGGCUGCGGCAGGAGCUGCUUUCCAUGAAGGAGGUUGGAGACGGGCUGCACGAGCAGAUGAACUGCAUGAUGGGCGCGCUGCAGGAGCUGAAACUCCUGCAGGUGCAGACGGCGCUGGAGCAGCUGGACAUCUCGGGCGGCUCCGGGCGGGAGCAGCUCCAGCGCUGCCAGGGCAGCCGCGAUCUGCCCGGAGCCCGGAGGGACGAGCGGCCGCGGGGGAGGGUGUGGGCGGAGGAGCAGAGCCCCACGGCCCCAAAACCCCCGGGUUUGUCCCUUCCCGCUGCGCUCUCAGAGGGCAGCAGCCUUGGAGACACCUCCUCCUCAUCCUCCCUCGGGAGCCUCUGCGGGGAGGGGGUUUAUCACCCGAGAAGACCUUCCUCCGUGUUGAGCAGAGCAGAGCACAUCCACCCGAGGAGACUGGAGCCCCGGAGCCAGGACAGUGCCUGGGGACAGCCUGUGUGCUGGGAGUGCCCGGGCUGUGACGAUGGCCAUGACUGGACAUCAUCCCUCAUGUCCCAGAGCAGGAACAGGCAGCCACUGGUCUUGGGGGAUAACAUCUUUGCAGACUUGGUUGGGAACUGGUUGGAUCUGCCAGAGCUGGACAAGAAGGGGGAGAAGAGCGAGGCAUCCCUGUCCAUGAGCAGAUCCCAGGAGCUCUGCAGGAAGUUCUCCCUCACAGCCAACAUCUUCAAGAAGUUCCUGAGGAGUGUUCGGCCAGACCGAGACAGGCUACUUAAGGAGAAACCCUGCUGGCUUCCUCCUGAAGACAAACAGCCAGAAAUCUCCAAGAGACCAAAAAAGAUGAACAAACUCAAGGGGACAUUUUACUUCCCACUCCACGGGAACAUCCGGAGCCAUCACAGCAAAGCAGAGCAGUGCCCAAAGGCAGAAAGCAGUCGUGAGAAACCCAAAACUGGCACCAAGAAAGUCCACAGUACCAUAGACUACACCCAGUCUGGGUUUGACAUCAAUACAGCUGUUUGGGUCUGAGUUUGUUCGUGUCCCCUGCUCUGCCCAGCAUUUGUUCCACACCAGAGAGGAGCUGGAGGCCACACACAUUGUUUCAGGAGACUCCCAAGCUCUCAACACGGAGAGAGAUGAGAGAGGAGUCCUCUGCAAAACCUGCUGUGGGCUUCAGUUGCCUGCAAGUGGUGCUUCCCAGGGAACUACAGAGACUUUGGAGACACAUAUUUUAAAAAAUAAUCAGGAUCUUUAGCAGCUUUAGGGUGAGCUGUGCCAGAGGCCCAGCUCCUGGAGCCUGGCUCACUACAGCCAUGUGGGCAUGUCUGUCACCUCGACUUAAACUCCUGCAGCACAAACCUCCCUGGGUGCUCGUGUGUGUAUGAGUGUGCAGAUAUCUAUACAGUUUGUUGGUUGUUUUUUUUUUAAAAAUCUAUUCCUGCUUGUGUGCACUGAACACUGGGUUAUAAACCUGCCAUCAAGUGUUGUACCCGAAGCACUUGUUAUUUAAAUGGAAAGAAAUAAGUUUGAAUUUCUAAGACUUGAGCAACUUCUCUGUGGGGGUGUUGAACCCCAGCCCUGCUGUGUUGCAGCUCUGGGGUUUUCCCCCCUCAGCUGCAUCUCUGCCCUGUCCCAGCACCUCUCCUUCCCUGCCAGUUAAACCAGUAGGAUCCAAGGCUCCUUCCAGGGCAGCUUGUGACCCUCCAGCUCCCGCGGGUUCUGCUUCUCCCCCCGUGCCCUUCUCCCCACAGGUCACACCAGGCACAGUGUUGCAAACGUUAAUUGCGGGUGUUGCACUGGGAUACAAGGUUGCAGCAGCCGGUGAUUGUUGUUGUUUCCUCUCGCUGUUGUGUACAAACCGUCUCCACAUACCGAGUUCCUCAAUGUCCAGCUCUCCGACAGUUACCAAUAAAGUGUCCUGAGCCUCA